Molecule: messenger RNA, 926 nt
Organism: Corticium candelabrum
Lineage: Eukaryota; Metazoa; Porifera; Homoscleromorpha; Homosclerophorida; Plakinidae
Product: inactive hydroxysteroid dehydrogenase-like protein 1
Exons: 4
Coding region: 9-851 (280 amino acids)
Cellular component (GO): endoplasmic reticulum
Molecular function (GO): oxidoreductase activity
Source: RefSeq, a predicted model, not a curated record
GGAUCAAGAUGUUGGCAGAUGAUACCUCAGAGUUUACCAGUUGGACAUUGUUGGAGUGGAGCUUUGCUGCUCUAGGGACUAUCACUGCAUUGAAGCUUGUGGUGUUUGGUUUGCUGUACGGAUGGGCAUUUCUUCAUAGUUUUGUGUUUCCGUCGCUUGGACUCAGGAGUCCUACGCCUCUCAAAUGUUUAGGACAAUGGGCAGUGGUGACAGGUUCUACUGAUGGAAUCGGCAAAGCAUAUGCCGAAGAGCUUGCAAGGCAAGGCCUUAAUAUUGUGCUGAUCGGUUGCUCUGAAGGAAAGCUUAGAGUUGCUGAGGCAAUAGAGUCUUCCCACAGUGUUCAAACUAAGGUGGUGCAAGCUGAUUUUAGUGAAAGUGGUCAACAGCUAUAUGAUCGUAUUUUCAACCAAGUGAAAAAUCUGAAUGUCAGCAUACUGAUCAACAAUGUUGGUGUUGCUUAUGAAAAUCCAGAAUAUUUCUGUGAAAUCACUACAGACAUGUUGUGGCAACUAGUGAAUGUGAAUGUGGCAGCUGUCACUCUUCUAACUCAUGCUUUAUUACCUUCCAUGUUGGAUCGAAAACGUGGUGUUGUGGUGAAUAUUGCAUCAUUUGCUGGUUGCUAUCCAAUAGGUCUAAUGUCAGUGUAUUCUGCAACUAAUUCAUAUAUGAAUACUUUUACCCAAGCUUUACAGCAAGAAUACAGUGGCACAGCAGCCGACUUUGUUCAUCAAGCUAUUGGAACAAUUUGGUAUCAGCCAGUGUCACUUGGAUGUGUAUUACAUGAACUACAAGGCUCGCUAAUUUUAUGCCUGCCUUCGUGGCUCCAGAAGACUGGUACAUUUAGUUUAUAGAAAUUUGUGAUGAAGAAAUUCAAAGCCGAGAAAUGUAUAUCUUAAUUAAUGAUCACAUGUUGAUAAUAAAUUGAG